Molecule: messenger RNA, 1017 nt
Organism: Phanerochaete carnosa HHB-10118-sp
Lineage: Eukaryota; Fungi; Basidiomycota; Agaricomycetes; Polyporales; Phanerochaetaceae
Exons: 3
Coding region: 34-909 (291 amino acids)
Biological process (GO): mRNA splicing, via spliceosome
Cellular component (GO): U2-type catalytic step 1 spliceosome
Source: RefSeq, a predicted model, not a curated record
CCCCUUCCCCUCUGACUUCAUCCCACAUCCGCCAUGUCCGAACGUAAAGUCUUGAACAAGUACUUUCCCCCGGAUUUCGAUCCGUCUCUCAUCCCUCGCAGGAAACAGCCCAAGAACUCGCAGCAGGUUGUCCGUUUGAUGGCACCAUUCUCUAUGCGAUGUAAUACUUGCGGAGAGUACAUUUACAAGGGCAAGAAGUUCAACGCACGGAAGGAAACCGUAGAGGGAGAAGACUACUACGGUAUCAAGAUAUUCAGGUUCUAUAUCAAGUGCACCCUGUGCUCAGCCGAGAUCACUUUCAAGACAGACCCAAAGAACACUGACUACUCCGCCGAACACGGUGCGUCACGGAACUUUGAGCCAUGGCGAGAGGAGCAGGUGGAGAAAGAGGAGGACCGGCUGGCAAGGCUGGAAGAGGAGGAGAACAACCCUAUGAAGGCGCUCGAGAAUCGGACGAUCGACUCAAAGCGCGAGAUGGAUAUUCUUGAUGCUCUGCAGGACAUUCGGGCGCGCAACGCACGGAACGAGCGUGUGGGCCAGUCUGUGGAUUUGCUGGACCGGAUACAUGCAGAGGAAAUGGAAACAGAAGAAGACGUGGAGAAGAAGAAGGCUGAAGAGGAGGACGAGGCGUUGGUGCGGCAGGUGUUCUCGAAGGUGUUCAUGCCUGUGGUCCCCGUGGCGUCGGGGUCGGGGUCAAGUUCACAGGCCAGUUUGGAGGAGAAGCUGGUAACGGUCAAGCGCAAAGCAAGGGAUGACGAGCCAGACCUACAUGCGCUGCUACCUGAAUCGACACGGACGUUGAUUGCGAACAAAGUGGCGACGAUGCCGGUUGUGAAAAAGAGGAAGACGGACAUGAAGAACCCACUGGGCAUUAAGAUCAGAAAGCCCGCCAAGGCAGUCGCAACCUAGUCUCCUCUUUCCCUCCUUACAGCGGACGAUGUAGCGUACUUGUAUUAUUUGCCCCGUAUUUCUUGUAAUUUCGAUUGGUCCAUCAAAAUGAUGGUCUUGGCGGAGGUG